Messenger RNA from Sipha flava (yellow sugarcane aphid), 964 nucleotides. RefSeq lists its product as uncharacterized. Gene Ontology annotation, cellular component: mitochondrial inner membrane. The record is from RefSeq and is a predicted model, not a curated record. Gene Ontology annotation, biological process: protein insertion into mitochondrial inner membrane from matrix; inner mitochondrial membrane organization. The transcript is spliced from 3 exons. Lineage: Eukaryota; Metazoa; Arthropoda; Insecta; Hemiptera; Aphididae. Bases 99 to 935 code for a protein of 278 amino acids. Gene Ontology annotation, molecular function: ribosome binding.
ACAACGUUUUGUUAUGUUUCUAAAAUUAAAAAAAUUAAGUUAACAACGACAGUUGUCCAUUAUUGAUUCAUGUCCGACGAGCAUAAGUAGACGUAACGAUGUAUUCAACUAUUCUAUAUAAAAAAUUCACGACCAGCACAGCGAUAAUAUGCGACUUGAGCAGAUCUUUGAACACUGACGCGAUUGGUGUGUUGAGUAAAAAUGCCCUAGGAGCAAGCUGCACAAGAAUGUUCCAUACCAGCACUACCGUUCUAUCGGAUAGACCAUACUCAUCUCUACGACCCAAACUCAAGUGCACUACUGACACCACCUGUACAAUCUUUACUCCUGAACGGCACUAUUGCAAGGAUUAUAAGCCUUUUCCUCAAGUACCCGAGUUUCCACCCGUGGUCUGGCCUAAUCUAUUCAAAUCCAUCAAAGCACUGUUAUAUUCAUAUCUGAUCAUCAAACCGCAAUUCGACCAGGACUUCAGUCUUGGGGAGUUUUCAAAAAAUUCAAGAAAGGCUGUUGAAGUGGUUUCCAAAUGUAUUGCCAAACAAGACUUUUCUACUCUACAAGGACUAGUCACCAAUGAUGUAUUGCAACAAGUGAAAUCCAUUGUUUCAAAUCUUAAUGAAGAAGAGUUACAAAACAUGGGAUUUGAUAAUGAUGAUAUCUAUUUAUUUUUACCAGUCCAAUUGGACAUAAUAAAUGAUACAAAAAUUGAAAAUAGACGUUUUGUUGAAAUAACAAUGUGCUACCAUGCUAUACACAAUUUAGAAGAAAUCAAAAAAAGGUCUGAAGAAAUUGUAGACAUACAAAAAGAAUUAAAAAGUAGUAUAUAUGUACUGAACUAUAGAUUUAUUAGAGAAUACACAGAAGGAAUAAAAGAUGCAUGGACAGUAAAUGCUAUAAAUCAUUUAAAAGCUGAGGAACAUGAUAAAACAAUUUUGUAAAUACAAUUGUAUAAAUUACUUAAUUAAUG